GCAAAUUUUUCAUGUAUUUCUGAUUUUUUUUUUCUGAAAUCGCGAUUCGUAUGACGUAUUUGUAUUUCAUAUUGUUUCCUAUCAACAUCAAUUUCCUCUUGAUUCAGGUAAUGUUAAGUCUUCCAUGCUCCAAUGAUUGUCGCCACACUUUGAUCAUUGCCACGUCCCCUUCAAUUUCGUUCAGAAAGUAGCAACAGGUCUAUUCUUUGGAGGUCUUAUUUCAGCAUCAAUACCAUCAGUUGCUUAAUAAUGUUGUUAGUAUGUAUUAUGUGUCCAAAUUCGAAUGUCGUAUACUUAUAUAUUAAAGAUCUAAAGCGGGUCCACAGCUUCAGGUAUGUUAUUAUCGCUUUCCAUUUUUCUGAAGUGUAAAUAGGUUAUUAGGUUUUUUUCUAAUUGGUGAAACUAGAAAUGGGUAAACUUAGCUUAUGUACUUAUCUCAACAUAAUAACCUUCUGUUUUAAGUUAGGAACUGUUUGUUGUUCCUGAAGGUUAUUAUGGUUGUGGUAAAGGGCGUUGCUUAGCGUGUCAUAAACGAGGACGACAAAUGUGAUGUUUUUCACUUACAACCCGUGUUGCAGCCAAAACGGUCCAAUAGCUAAAUCCGAGCCGAAUCGUUUUCCUUUUGAGGUUUUUGGUAAAUCAUAUUGUGUUUUUGUAUACUGCUAUUGUUGUAUUCAUUCUGCAGUAUGUGUGGCUGUUGUGUUGCUCGCUGGUACUAUUAGAGUUGGCAAAGAAUCUUGCUUCAUGAUGACUCGAUUCAAUAAAAGUCAGAUUAUUCACUUCUUUCAGAAUUUUGAAGGAAUACAUAUUCUUUUUUAUGCAAGUUUGUGACGUGAUGACGUUGAGUUUUAACUUUUAGAUGGAUUAUUGAUGAGUUUUGAUGAAAUUGAAAAGAAAAUUGAUUAAAUAGUGUUUUGACUUUUGGUUUGGAGUUCAUAAUUUGGAUAUCUGAUAUGGUGAAAUUGUUUGUUUUUACUCUGAACUCAGGUUUGUAUAUGUGAAUUUGUAACUUGCUGGUUUUAACCUUGAGUUUUAGAUUAAUUUGAUGUAGUUUUGAUGAAAUUGAAAUCUAGGUUGAUUAUAUGAUUUAUAGUGCUAAGGCAUGAUGUUGUUUCUUGAUUUGGGGAAAAAAAGCUAUUUACUCUUUAAAUAAUUAUUGAUAACUUGACUACGUUGACUUUGAGAUCUAUAUUAAGUUAGUAUAGGGGUUUGAUGAACGGGAGUAUAGUUAUGAUUUAAUGACUUUCUGAUGCUAGAUAUUGGAAGAUUUGUUUUUUUGUACUUUGUAAAACGGCCUACUUGUUUUUAUCAAUUAGCAGCCCAAUUAGAUUAAAUCUAUAUAUGGUUGUCUUUUGUAUAGAUUUUUGGUUAUCGUAUAACAUGGAUGGGAUUUAUGUAUGCGUAGAAUGAAUUAAUAUUUCAACAUGCUUAUGUCAGUGUACUUGCUUGAUAACCGUGAAAACCUGUACCAGUAACUCUCGGGCCUGCACGAAUACCCCGCUGGCUAACCAGCUAAAACGUAGCUCGUGCUGGGCAAGUGGCCUUGUGUAUGUGUGUUGUGCUGUAUUCAUACAAGUUUUUUACGAAACUUAUAGUUAUUAUGUGUGGUGUAAUGCUGAUUUACAUGUCUUAUAUGUGCAGGGCAUCCUGCUGUCAAAAGAUGAAUUUUUUCUGUAGGAGUAUGGCUGACGAGUCUGCACCAUCACAGCAUGAUAUUGUUCGAUGCCCAUUUUUGCGCAAUAUUAAUGAACCAACUAACUUCUCAUUUUCUUUAUCCAUGGCUUUCCCAUUGCCCGCACGUGGAACCAAAGGUCCUAUAUUCGAGGACGGUCCCAAUUUUGAUAUGGCAUUUAGGCUUUUUCAUGGACAAAAUGGUGUUGUCUCGCUUUCCAAGGGAACAUUGCAAUUUCCCCAAAAAGUGAAGCCCGAACAAGUGUCACAACAGUUUAACCCGUUAGCAGCAAAGGCUGCGACUAUUAGUCUGUCGAGUUUAGGAGGGUCCUUCGGUUUCGACGCGUUCAAUGAGAUGUUUAAGAAUCAUCAAAAGAAGAACAAGAAAAAGUCUUCUCAGAAAGGAGACUCGAAUCACGAGGCAACGGGUGAGGAGUGGCUGAAAAGUGGGAAUUGUCCUAUUGCCAAGUCAUAUAGAGUAGUGAGUAACGUUCUACCGCUUGUGACCAAGGCAUUCAAACUGCCAUCAAACUUUAAAUACGAGUGCCCGCCGGCAAUCGUGGCGGCCCGGGCGGCACUAGCACGAACCGCCUUUGCAAAGAAUCGACUUUCUUCACUCUUAUACCUUUUUUAUAUAAUAAAUAACAAGCUGGAGCUAUGGAAACUUACAUAUUAUAAUGCAUUAGCUGUGUUGGCUCAGCAGCUCCGCCUCUACAAGUUGCCGGUGCUUGAUACCAUUAAAGGCUUCUCUCUUUUUCGAGUAGAAUGUACCGAAACUGUUUGUGAACAACCACCGGAAAAGUUCAAUCCCAAUGAUGGCGAUGGUCUCUGCAUGAUUUUUACUAAAAGUUCUUAUGAGCUUUCUUCUCAUCCAGUCUGAUAUGAACCAAGCCAUGAGGAAACGUCCUCGAACGUUAUUCAACUAGAGCAUGGCAGUUAUCUGUGUCUUCUCUACCUUCCAACAAGUCAAUUAUAUGGAGAUCUACAAGUCAUCUAUGAUUGGAAUUGAUCGAUAAACAGCAUAUUCCUCAUAGUGAGAGAAACAUGUCAUUUGGGAGUGGAUAUUGGAUAUUGAUCGAUAAACUACAUAUUCCUCAUAAUGAGACAAACAUGUAUUCUGCUCUUAUAGUUUUGCCUGAAACAUUUGAUAAUUGAGGAAGGUCUUGCUACACUUUUUGGAAAUGGUUAUCAACAUGUGUUGUGAUUAUUAGUGCUUAGGUUACUUCAUCUAUUUCUGCAAGAUGGUACAUCCCGAGACCUGCCUUGGGGCGCGUUACAUGAAGUUAUCAUGGGCGGAGUUGGUGAAAGUCAGCUCUUUAUCUAACUAGAACCGUCAGUUUAAGGCUCGAUGGGUCAUCCACCAUUAUGGCAUUAUGGACCGCAGGGACAUGGCCAAAAGAUUUCCCGCACCGGAGUGAUAUUUUUCAUAAGAGUUGUUGGGCUUGAGAUCAAAUUGAGAGAUGCUUACACCGUCAUUUUCUAUGAAAGCGAUUGGCAUCCAACAUUAGAUUUACAAACAGUGGACAAGGCUCAUUGGUUGGGUAACAUAGUCAAUUCUACACAGUUACGAAUAGAUACACGAGCCGAUAUUUUGUCAAGUUAGAUACAUGAGCGGUGAGCCGAUAUUUUGUCAAGUUAGAGAUGUUGCUCCAAACAAUGUAAACUUCGAUAUCAAUAAUUAGAAGCAAAACGUAGUUAGGGGCUUCACAUUUGGGAAUGGGAGGUUUUAAUGUGAAUUCAACAUUGUAUUCCAUAGAAUGUAGUUCAAAAGAUCUAAUAUUUCAUACUUAUAUGUAUUUUUAAUUGUAUUUCAAAUUUUCUAAUAAUUCUUGUAACAUGUCAGUUUGUUUGUA
Messenger RNA from Helianthus annuus (common sunflower), 3524 nucleotides. RefSeq lists its product as uncharacterized. Gene Ontology annotation, cellular component: chloroplast. The transcript is spliced from 10 exons. The record is from RefSeq and is a predicted model, not a curated record. Lineage: Eukaryota; Viridiplantae; Streptophyta; Magnoliopsida; Asterales; Asteraceae. Bases 1550 to 2551 code for a protein of 333 amino acids.